AUGGAUUUGUAUGCUGCAGGCUUCAAUGCCUGGAACCAAUUAAGCUUCGAGCCGCCAUCGGGAGACGACACGGAGCCCGACGACUUGUCGACAUUUACAAAAGUGCUCGGAGACGAACACCUUGAGCGGCCGCGUGCAGGAUUAUACUACACCCUAGUCCGCGGAAGCUCCAAGAACUUCUGCGCGGGUAAAAGUCUCGAUGCAGGAGAUGACGAACAACUUCAACAAACUUAUCGGGUGACGCAAGCUGCCAAUGGCAUGACUCUUGGUUUUGAUACUCAGCAAGCAUCUGCCAAGAACAUAGAUGAGAAGCCGGGGGGACCGAACCAGCAUGCUCUGACGCUAUAUCCUACUUACGACGACUUCCUAUCAAAGUCCAACUCCACAAGCUGGCCAUGCCAAGGUCAGGUUUGCGAAGUCGCUUCUUUUGACGCAGGGUUUCUUGUGCUAUACCAAGAUGGGAGUGUGGCUACAUUAGGUGAUCCCCGAUAUCAGGAUUGCCUCGCAAGAGAUACAUCGAAAGUCCCAGGGGAUCAACCGGGACUAGUACCCGACCUACUGGACUUAGGAGAUCCUAUAAAGCAUGUCACCGCCGGUGGUUAUUGCCUUGCCGCGCUCACAACGAGUGGCAGCUUGUACGUCUGGGGGCAGAAGUCUGCGGGAGACAAAAGGACCAGACAUAUCGCAUUCGCCGAAGUAAGUGGAAUGCCGAACUACUUCCAGGUAGAUGAAGACAAGGAUGUGCAGGACGUGGCCUUUGGGGAUGGUCACGCAAUAGCAUUGACGACUGAUGGUGACAUAUAUGUAAUUGGCCGUAACGGUAAUGGUCAGCUUGGAUUGGGACAGGACUUUGGCGUGGAAGCAACAAGGUGGACAAAGGUAGAGCUGGAUAUUCCUGAUGACAGCGACAUCGUAGGAGUUGCUGCUGGGCCACGAGCAUCUUUCAUCUUGACAUCACGGGGGACACAGGAAACUUAA
Molecule: messenger RNA, 978 nt
Organism: Pochonia chlamydosporia 170
Lineage: Eukaryota; Fungi; Ascomycota; Sordariomycetes; Hypocreales; Clavicipitaceae
Product: regulator of chromosome condensation (RCC1)-like protein
Exons: 3
Coding region: 1-978 (325 amino acids)
Cellular component (GO): cytoplasm
Molecular function (GO): guanyl-nucleotide exchange factor activity
Source: RefSeq, a predicted model, not a curated record